Molecule: messenger RNA, 1377 nt
Organism: Metarhizium acridum CQMa 102
Lineage: Eukaryota; Fungi; Ascomycota; Sordariomycetes; Hypocreales; Clavicipitaceae
Source: RefSeq, a predicted model, not a curated record
AUGAAGGUCAUCAUUGUUGGCGCAGGCAUCGCCGGGCUCUCACUGGCCAUUUCCCUAACGAGACACAACCACCACGUCGUACUGGUAGAGUCAUCACCGCAGUUGGCAGAACUAGGCGCAGGAGUACAAUUGACUCCGCAAGCUAUCAAGUACCUCUUCAAAUGGGGCCUCAAGGACGACUUACUGGCAGAGUCCAUCGUCCCUGACCGCAUGUAUGUCCGGCACUACGAAGACGGCCGUCUCCUCGGUACCAUACCUGUCGAUCAAAUGACGACGCGGUACGGCGCACCAUACAUUGUCAUUCACAGGGCCGUAUUGCAUUCUAUCCUGCACAAGCACGCGGUAAAAGGCGGGGCAGAGAUCAGGACAGACAGUAGAGUUGUCCAGUACGAUUUCGCUGCCGGCGCGGUAAAGCUUCAUACUGGGGGAAGGCUAGAGGCAGACGUUGUCGUUGCCGCUGACGGUAUCCACUCAUUCGCGCGGCAGCAGCUCCUGGGAGCUUCGGAUCCUGGCAGUCGCCCAACUGGAUGGGCUGCGUUUAGAAUGUCUGCGGAAGUGCGCAGAAUCAGAGACGACCCUCUGCUUGCCAAAGUCACGGGUUUGGGUUCCGGAAGCUCAAACUUUUGGAUCGCUCCGCACAAAUCUUGCAUGACCUAUCUUGUUAAAGGCGGAACUGUACUCAAUAUUGUCUUGUCCCAUAGGGAUCAUGUCGACACAAGAGGCUUUUCUUUGGAGCAAUACAAGCAGACCGUUGAUGAGGAGUUUCGAACCUUUGACAGACCAUUGUUCGACUUGUCAGUUCCAAAGAUUAGCAACUAUCCCGUCUACGAAGUUCCACCGCUUCCAAAAUGGGUGGAUUCGUCGGGCCGUUUCACCUUGAUGGGAGACGCAGCUCAUGCCAUGGCCUUUUAUAUGUCCAUGGGCGUGAGUCUCGCCGUGGAAGACGCAACUGCCCUUACCACAGCGUUGAAUUUCGUCGGGGCCAAGGCCGACUCCAAGGAACAGGGGUCGGUCCCAGGGCUGGCAAGCUCUGCAGGCAGAGAGAUUCUAAGAAAAGUAAUGCAUGAGUUCCAAAAGGUCCGUAUGAGGCGGGUAUUGGCCGUGCAAAGGGCUAGUCUGUAUGCCGGCGAUACGCUUCACGUCGAGGACGGUGAUAAGAGGGUGGCGCUAUAUGAGGCGUUGCAACAAUCACAUAAGGCCUUCUUGCAGCCGCCCAUGGACUCGAACCAGGUCGUCGAGAAUACCAUUCAGAUCAUUCCCCGUGGGCCGGAGCGUUGUGGUCUGGGAGGUAUAUCUGACAAAGCUACGCGCGAUUGGUGCUAUGAUUUUGAUGCAGAUGGCGAUGUCUUGUCGGCUAUUGAAAUGGCGGAUAUUUGA